UGCGCGCGGGUGGGUGACAUAAUGGAAUUUUUUCAGGGCUAGGAGGCGACCAUUGCCCGGCAGCGGAGCCAGAAGGAAGGAGGACGACGCCGAGGAGAGUUUCAUAUGGGAGACAUAUCCGCUCCGUGUAGGCGCCCUCCGGUGAGGGUGUAGAAUGGAAAGGAGCUUCUAUUCGUCCGCCAGCUUCUCCCCGCGCAGCGCCAUGAUGAAGAAGGACGUCCACCUCAGCCUGGACGAACACGCACCCGAGCUCAAGACCGCCGCCGACGGCCUGCUCAACUCGCCGGACUUGGGGCUUCUCAAGCUGGCCUCCCCGGACUUGGAGCGCCUGAUCAUCCAGUCCCACAGCAACGGCGGCCACCACGCCGCGUCCCAGUUCCUCUACCCGAAGUCCGCCAGCGACGAGCAGGAGUUCGCGGAAGGCUUCGUGAAGGCUCUGGAGGACCUCCACAAGCAGAACCAGCUGAGCGAGGCGGGCUGCGACAGGCUGGAGCUCCUGGGAGGCGCCGGCGCCGGCGCGGUGGGCUCCUCCGGGCUGCACGAUCUGCCGGUCUACACCACCCUGAACGGCUACGCGGGCGCCACCGCGAUCAACUACGCCACGGACACCAUCCCCUUCCCGCCGCCGCCGCCCGCGCACCUCAGCCCGCAGCAGCAGCAGGCCUUGUCGCGGCUCCAGUCCGGCGUGAAGGACGAGCCGCAGACCGUCCCGGACAUGCAGAGCCUGGGCGACAGCCCGCCCCUGUCGCCCAUAGACAUGGACAACCAGGAGCGCAUUAAGGCGGAGAGGAAGAAGCUGCGCAACCGGAUAGCCGCCUCCAAGUGCCGCAAGCGGAAACUGGAGAGGAUCUCCCGGCUGGAGGACAAGGUGAAGACGCUGAAGACGCAGAACACCGAGCUGGCGUCCACGGCCUCCGUCCUCCGCGAGCAGGUCGCCCAGCUCAAGCAGAAGGUGAUGAACCACGUCAGCAGCGGCUGCCAACUUUUGCCCAACCAAGUCCAAGCUUACUAAGGCCACGCUUGGUUGAACUCCAGUUUUUUUUUUUUUUUUUUUUUUUUAAAAAGGCCUGACAUGAAGUUCCUGGCGUGGACGCACCCUGCACGUGGGUGUGUCCGGAGGUGAAAGGUCAAACGUUCUGGCCAAAUACUGGGUAUAUAAAUAUGUAUAUACUGCCUUACUUGUUUACAUGCACUUACCAAUGACAAAUAUAUAUAUUUUUUAUUUACUGAAACAUGUAUUGUAUACCUCUGGUCAUAUUUACAUUUUUUUUUUUUUUUUUUUGUAUUGGACACACCUUAUGUAGCUGUAGAAUAAAAUGUAUUUGUCUCCAUGAA
This is a messenger RNA of Nerophis lumbriciformis (worm pipefish), 1335 nucleotides long. RefSeq names its product JunD proto-oncogene, AP-1 transcription factor subunit (gene jund). Gene Ontology annotation, biological process: regulation of cell cycle; regulation of cell population proliferation; regulation of transcription by RNA polymerase II. Gene Ontology annotation, molecular function: transcription factor binding; RNA polymerase II cis-regulatory region sequence-specific DNA binding; DNA-binding transcription factor activity, RNA polymerase II-specific. The record is from RefSeq and is a predicted model, not a curated record. NCBI's taxonomy places the organism in Eukaryota, Metazoa, Chordata, Actinopteri, Syngnathiformes, Syngnathidae. Gene Ontology annotation, cellular component: transcription regulator complex.